AUGGCCGCAGUGGGGCUGUCAGACGCAGAAUUGCGGGCGGAACUUCUGGCUCUGGGCUACCAGCCGGGGCCUAUAACUGAUUCCACUCGCAAGCUCUACGCCAAGAAGCUCACCCGCCUGCGGGCUGAGGUGGCUGCUGGGCAGAGGAGCCGCGGUAGCCGGGCGCAACCUCAGGGCUCUUCCGGCUCCGCGAGGCCGAAGCCGGCCGCCAGUAGCAGUCCAAAAGUAACUCCUCGGCCCCGCGUCCUGGUUAGGAGAGAGAGUGAAGAUGAAGCGAGCGAGGAAGAAGAGGAGGGCGGUGGGAGUUUCCAGUCGCCUCGCAGGGACGCAGCGCCGUCGAGCGAAGUGCUGCCUCAGAGGAACCACUGGUGGACAGAGAGCGGGGUGGCUUCCCGGAGGAGCCCGCUGGCGGCAGGAGUAGGGGUGGUCCCUAGCAGCGCUUGGGCGGGAAGCGGUGGAAUAACCCCAAAGAGGACCCGGCUGGAGACGGGAGGAGGGUUGACAUUUCCUUAUCCGAGGGACACCCCAGACAGGCUCCCUUUCAGCAGCCAGUAUGGAGCGACAUCGACAGGAGGAGGAGGAGGAGGCGUGGGGCUCAGUUCUAGCAAAUGGUGGGAGAGGGAGCAGGGCACGACCCCCAGCGCCCCUUGGGGAUCAGUCAAGGGAGGAAGCAAUACAGGCUUUAGUAAUAGGGUCUAUUUGGAGACAGAAAGGGGGAUAACUCCCAGCUCCUAUUUGGGAUCAGGGAGAGAGGGGCUAAGCUAUAGGACCCCAUGGACAGUGGAGAAAGAAGCAGGGCUGUCUUCCAGAAGUUCCCAGACUCAUGGGAGUACAGGAAGAGAAUUAAGCCACAGUGCCCGUUGGGAUGGCACACAUAAAAAUGUAGGCUUGAGAUCCAAAACUCAGGGCACAGGAAGAAAGAACAGGGGCCUGGAAUUUUAUCUUUCCUGGUUCUUGUGGCUGGCAACCUUAGGGCUGUUGGUAACUUUCCUGGGCAUCCUUUGGGUGAAGAUGAUGGGAUCUGCCCGACUUCAAGGGCCCGAAGACUUGAAGCUGUUACCCAUGGAUUGUUCAGAAAGGACAAAUGAUUUCUGUCAAGCAAAACAAGAAGAAAGAAUAAUGAGUACACUAUAUGAGUUAUAUAAUUACCUUGCAAUACAAGCUGGCAAAUUUGAGUGUGGAAAUACUGAGAAUCUAGAAAGUAAAUGCAUUCAAGUUGAAGAAGCAAAAGAGUAUAUAGAGAAUGUGACUGGCACCUCUGCAGAGAAGUUUAAGGAUGCCUUGCAGUGGUUACUGGACAAUCAGAAAGAUUCAGGUAUAUGGUUACAAGGUGGUGAUCCUUCAGAAGAAGUUACUUCUGUGGACCAGGUGGUUUGUCUUGAGUCUACACGUCCUCGAAUGAGUUUAGGAUGCCGUUUCCACCGAGCGCUAUGCACAGCCAUUACAAACCUAUUUAUAUUCUUUUGGAGUUUAGCUUUCCUUUGGGGGGUUUUGAUUCUCCUGAAGUAUUACUGGCGGAGAAGAGAAGAGGAGGAGCGGGCCAUGUAUAAAAUGGUGCAGAAAAUCAUAGCUGCCGUCCAGAAUCACUACAAAGAGUGGGAGCAGAAUUUGGAACGGUACCCCUAUGUAGGCAUCCUGCACAUCAGAGACACACUCAUCCCACCGCAGGACAGGAAAAUAAUGAAGCGAAUUUGGGACCGAGCAGUGGAUUUCCUAGCUUCAAAUGAAUCACGGAUUCAGACAGAGUCACAUAGAGUCGCAGGAGAGGAUAUGCUGGUAUGGCGUUGGACACAGCCUUCUUACCUCUCUGAUUCAGAGCACUAGCCCCGAAGAAAGGCCAAACCAGCAUUACAACACUGUGCAGGGGUUAUGUGCCCCCUUCUAGGUAGGGGAAGUGCUGCCUCUACUCAGGUGUGCCCUUUGACACCAUUGUUUAUGCGUACAAGAGGGAAGAGUGACUGUUCAAGGCAAUCAUUUGUCAGUAGUGACUGUAAGCUGGAUAUACAGAUGCACACCAAAGCUACCUUUUCUGGCAUGUAUUUGGCUUCCCUAGAACAGCCCUCUAGGGGAAAAAUUUGUCCAGUUGGAAGAUGCCAUAGGUAGUUUUACCCUGUGUUUGGGUGGGGAAACUGACUUGCCACUUGGAUCAUCAGUGCUAAAACUAGUACGAGGUAUUUUAAAGAGAACAAGCUGCUCUUUAUUACAGAACUGUCAUGGGUGGAGACUGAGGUGUGUAAGAUGUGUACGCUUACCGGUAGGCCCAGAAUUGCCUUGCUUGUAGGGUGAUAGGUGGGACUGAGAGGGUAUGUUCCAUGUGCCUUUUGUAGACAGGUUGGGAAAGUGGGAGGGGCUUGUAGCGAUUUGCAGUCUGUGCUUUUUUCCUCUUAGGAGGUGGUGGAAUGCUGUCAGCUCAGAGAAAACACCUGAAAACAUUCUUGUAAAAAUCGUAGAAAGCCUGCAGUAAAUAAUAAAAAAAAGACUUGAAAAAAUGGCUUGUGGGAGAACCCCCGAAAGCAACAGCCAUAAUCUGUGUCAUGUAGUCCAUAUGUGUUACUCUAGAGAACAAAUUGGGGUGGCUGCAGUGUUGAAUACAAAAAUGUCAUAGAAAUCGAGAGUUUGGGCAGCACUGCAAUGAGUGGAACGCUGCACUCUAGCAAUACUGUAACCUCUUUUGUGCAUAUACCAUGUUGACUGCCCCAACAGUUAAGUGUAUGUUCAUUUAUUUUAAGAAAAAAUAUUGCACCAGAAUGCCAUGUACCCUUUGUUGUAAUAUCAUUCAAGUACAUGUCAUUCCAGUACCUACUCUGGGCUUGCACCAGCCCAUGGUGAACUUAGCCCUCUAUCCAGUGGGUGUUGUGGGCAGGGUAUAUAUGAAUUUAUAGUAAUGUAUGCACUUAAGAGCCUCUGGAGGCAAAUUGGGUUGAGGCUUUAUGCGGCUUCUGGCUUUGAAGAAGCACAUUUAUUUACAAGCAGAAGUGGCCCAAACUUGAAGCUUGCCCUUCUGCUCCCCCUACUGGCCAUACCUAAAAAUUGAAGGGUUGGAGUUUUUCAUCUAGGUGUCCUUCGAGGCUGUCUCAGCGGCAUGCAGCAAUUCAUUCUAUGCCUCCUGCUGAUUCAUCAGCCAGAAUCGGUACAAAGAAAAGCAGCCUCCAAAAACAAAGCACCAGGAGGUCUUAUUGGUUAAGUAGAAGAAAAUCUUGUUUUCAAUUGAAUUUUAUCCCCACAUGUUGCCAUCUGUAGAGUAGGCAGUAUAUUAGAGGAGAAGAUUUUAACAGAUGUCUCCAUGGCAUUAGCCAUCAUUUUACACAUACUCUCCUUAUUGAUCAAAGCGGAUAAUCAAGUGAAGGAAAGCCCUGGUGUUUAAUGUGUUCUUAAUUUCUGCUGAUGUUUGAAAAAAUUUCCACAGUGCCUGCAUUCCUAGGGCUUUAAAACAUUUGUGGGUAUUUUUUACCAUCUGACACAAGAGGAGAUGCCAAACAUGACUAUUUUGUACAGUCGUUUAAACUGUUUGUUGGUUUUUUAUGUAGAUGGGCUGGUGCUAUUUAUUUUACACUCGUCUCUGUACAUUUAUCUUGCAAAAUAAAAGUUUGUACAAACUGGACUGGCUAGCAUUAGGAACUGGCACCCUCUCUGACAAGGGCAAACAUAAGCUGCUUAAUCCUAUGGAUGCUUAUGCUGAAACACUGCUGAGCUCCAUACUGAAUAUGACAAGAGACAGUAAUGCUUCCAAAAAAAAAACACAAUCAAAGGCCCAGAGGAUAAAGAACCCUAUACCCCAGCUUUUGGAAACAGUUAUUCAGUUAUACUGUUUAUUUUUUAAUUCUGACUUUGACGCUUGCUCAGACUAGAAAAUAUCCAAUAGUCUUUGUUUUUCCUUUGUGGGUAAGAGUGGUUUGAAAGAAGGUUCACUGUUAUGAUGUAUAAACUUAUUCCCCACCUCCUUUUCCUCUGGUAAGCUUUCAUAUUGUGUUAAAGAUCAAUGCAACCUGUGCAGUGAAAGAAAUGUGUGGGAUUCAAGG
Messenger RNA from Gekko japonicus, 4019 nucleotides. It is a transcript of the gene LEMD2, whose product is annotated as LEM domain containing 2. Lineage: Eukaryota; Metazoa; Chordata; Lepidosauria; Squamata; Gekkonidae. Bases 1 to 1824 code for a protein of 607 amino acids. Gene Ontology annotation, cellular component: nuclear inner membrane. Gene Ontology annotation, biological process: nuclear envelope organization; negative regulation of BMP signaling pathway. Gene Ontology annotation, molecular function: chromatin DNA binding. The transcript has 9 exons. The record is from RefSeq and is a predicted model, not a curated record.